This is a messenger RNA of Cyphellophora europaea CBS 101466, 969 nucleotides long. RefSeq lists its product as uncharacterized. The transcript is spliced from 3 exons. Lineage: Eukaryota; Fungi; Ascomycota; Eurotiomycetes; Chaetothyriales; Cyphellophoraceae. Bases 1 to 969 code for a protein of 322 amino acids. The record is from RefSeq and is a predicted model, not a curated record.
AUGGCAGUGGUACAGCCCCCUUCAUCCUAUAGUACGUUGGGCUUUGGACAUAUCAAGGUCGGACAUGUACCUGCUUCCUCGCCCACGCCAACGCCGGUCCUGGUGAUCACGCUCAAUCGACCGCAAAAGCACAAUGCAUUCACGAGCCAAAUGCAACAAGAGUUGUGCACCGUGUACGAAAUGAUCGAAGCGGAUGACCGCAUCAAGGCCGUCGUGAUCACCGGUGCUGGUGAACGCUCGUUCUGCGCCGGCGCUGACCUGGAGAUCGGCUUUCUUGGAGGAGCAUCGAAAGGAGGCGCUCAGAACAGCACCAACGCGAAGACGGAGCGUGAUGUAGAUCAUCGGGACGGCGGAGGCAAAGUAUCUCUCGCGAUCUAUCAGUGUAGCAAACCGACCAUUGCUGCCAUUCAGGGUAACGCGGUCGGAGUGGGCAUUACCAUGUGCCUUCCAGCUGCCAUCCGGGUGGCCUACUCCAAAGCCAAAGUUGGCUUCGUCUUCAGCAGGCGCGGGAUUAUCAUGGAAGCAGUGUCGUCCUUCUUUUUGCCGAAACUGAUCGGCACCCCUAGAGCGAUCCACCUGACAACCACGGGAGAAGUACUCCCCGCGGAGCAUCCGCUCUUUGGCACACUCUUCAGCGAGCUGCUGCCUUCGCCGGAGGCAACACUUAAGCGAGCCCUAGAGCUUGCAGAUGUGAUCUCCAAACAGACUUCACUGAUCAGUUCAAAGAUUAUGAGGGAUUUGAUGUACCGAGGACCAGCAACGGCUGAGGAGACUCAUUUGCUCGACAGCAGGGUUAUACACGGUAUCUUUGGCUCCAAAGACAACACGGAGGGGGUGAAAUCGUUUUUCGAAAAGCGACCACCAAACUUCCAGGGCCAGUUCCCACAGGAUGCGCCCUCUGCAUAUCCAUGGUUUCCGACCAUUGACACACAGCAGCCGGCCAAAGGAGGUCACACGAGUAAACUCUGA